AUGAAGGGGAUUUCUUUUUUCUCCGUUGUCUCGGCUGUGACAGCCUUAGCCACGACAGAACUUCACAAUCAGGGUUUCACGACACUCCAGACUUCACAAUCUGGGUCGAUCUUAACAGUCACCAUCGACAACACUGCCAGCAACGUGAAUCUGAUCAGUUUGAAUGUCUUAGAUGACCUUGACCGUCUUGUUACUGCCCUUCAAAAUGAUAGCGCUACUAAAGUAGUCUUAUUCCGAAGCAAGAACCGGGAUUUUUUUGCUGCACACCUCGAUGUCACGCCCCUCGUUCAGCUACCUGGUUCCAAUUUGCUGCUCAAUAUCUCUCGAUUACCACAAGCAUCCAUAGCUAUUGUCGAUGGCCCGGCGCGAGGCAUAAGCAAUGAAUUCCUUAUGGCUUGUGAUAUGCGUUUUGCAUCUGCAAAAGCAAUUUUGGGAAAUUUUGAGGUGUCACUAGGCCUUACCUUAGGCGCUGGCGGCGUCUCAUUCAUGCCGUUACUUUUGGGACGUGGACGCACUAUGGAGUAUCUCCUUUCUGGAAAGGAUUUCAAUGCCCAAGAUGCCGAAAAAUAUGGGUUAGUAAACAAGGCAUUUACUUCCUCUGAGGAACUCUACAAGUACGUCAAUCAGCUAGCAAAUCGAAUUGCUCUGUUCCCUGCAGGUGCACUAGCAAGCAUCAAAGCCGCAGUGAACUUGGUUGCUGGACCGACGGCAGAUCAGGUCAGAUUUGAUUCCAGUGAAUUCAUCAGAUUGACCGCUACGGUAGAGGCGCAGGGCCUGCUUCAAAGAUUUCUUGCCCUGACAAAAAACCAAACGAGUGUGGGAGUGGAAUUGCGUUUGGGGGAGGAAUUGCCUAAGCUCUAUAACUAG
Molecule: messenger RNA, 867 nt
Organism: Trichoderma harzianum CBS 226.95
Lineage: Eukaryota; Fungi; Ascomycota; Sordariomycetes; Hypocreales; Hypocreaceae
Exons: 2
Coding region: 1-867 (288 amino acids)
Biological process (GO): fatty acid beta-oxidation
Molecular function (GO): enoyl-CoA hydratase activity
Source: RefSeq, a predicted model, not a curated record